Pseudophryne corroboree (corroboree frog) is the source of this 7620-nucleotide messenger RNA. RefSeq names its product zinc finger BED-type containing 4 (gene ZBED4). The record is from RefSeq and is a predicted model, not a curated record. NCBI's taxonomy places the organism in Eukaryota, Metazoa, Chordata, Amphibia, Anura, Myobatrachidae. The transcript has 3 exons. Gene Ontology annotation, molecular function: DNA binding; protein dimerization activity. The coding region runs from base 611 to 4075 and encodes 1154 amino acids.
ACGCAGCCAGCGACCCCUGCCGGCGUCACAAGAUGCGUGGGCGGGGCCGCUGAAUCUGCCGUUCCAGCGCUGUGAGAGUCGCGCGUGCUCGCGCCCCAGGCAGACGUCUCGAGGAAGCGCCGCCAUCUUGAGAACCUUUGACUCGGUGACGUAGCGCACGUCGCAGGCCGCGCAGCGCUCCGCCUCUCGUCCUCAUCUCGCUGUCGGACGGAGCGUCGCAAGAACGGAAGGGAGACAAAGCAUUAAACUAAUGAAUGGGGGGAGAGAACCGCCCGCCCGGCAUGCGAACACCGACAGGCCACUGAGUGACGUCAGGGGCACCUAGCGGCCAGGUGAUACAAUUGUCCAACAUGGAAGAGUCUUUGUGGUGUUAAAUAUGCUGCUGUUGAACAAGAUAUUAAUGGAACAAUUUUCGUGAACGACACCUGAUGGCUGCAGUAGUUCUUACCUAAGAGAGCUCCAGAUGAUUUUUCACCUUGGAGAAGUUAAAAGGAUGUCCUUGUGGGCCAAAAUCAAAACAGGAUAUUGUUGAAAUCUCAAGAAAAACAUAAUUCCUUUUGUGAAGAGAAAUAUUUUGGAACAUUCUAUGACUAGCCUUCAAUAUUAGAACAUGGCUAAAGAGGACUCCUACAUUAAAAUGGAACCUAAUCUUACAGUGGAACAAUUAGGAGACACAAACGUUGAACAUGAUGAUGAAACCGUUGGUGAUGUUAGUCAUGCACAAGUAAAGCUGGAAGUUGAGAACCCAAAACAAGUUGAAAGCAGUGAUGAACAAGAAGACAAAGAACAACAUUGUGCUGAUACCUCAAACACUUUAUCUACUGAAAAUGAGGAAGAAUAUGGUGUCCUAUUUUCACAAUAUACUACCACAUUGUAUGAUGCAGCAAUGGAGGCUGUUACACAAAGCAUACUUACAAACAAAAAUAUUAGCAAUCGAAAAAAGUCCCCAGCUUGGAACCAUUUUUUCAUUUCUCCUCGGGACAGUACCAAAGCUAUAUGCAUGUACUGUAUGAAAGAAUUUAGCAGGGGCAAGAAUGAAAAAGACCUUAGUACAAGUUGUCUUAUGAGACACGUAAGAAGGGCACACCCUAGAGUUCUCACCUCUGAAAAUGGUAAUAUGCCAGGGAUUUCCUCCUACUCUCCCCCUACAUUAGUACUACCUCUGCAGUCUCAAGAUAUUGUGGACACCAAUAUUACCCCUACUAAAAUCAGAAAGCUCACAUCAAAAAUGUCUCCUCCAGAAAAAAUAGUGGAGGAACCUUCGUCUGUGCUCUCUUCAGAUGAAAUAUCCUCAGACUUGUCGAUAUCUGAAAAAAAUGGUAGAGAUGAGGUUACUGUUUCUCCUUCAUCUUUACAAAACCAUCCGUGUGAUGAAGCUGUGGAAAAUAUUACAGAAAAGCAAAUUUCAACUCCAAAAAAUUCAUCUGGUUCUAGAAGAAGAUCUGCUGUAUGGAAACACUUCUAUUUAUCUCCAUUGGAUAAUUCAAAAGCUGUUUGUAUCCACUGCAUGAAUGAAUUUAGCAGAGGCAAGAAUGGGAAAGACCUUGGUACCAGUUGCUUAAUAAGACACAUGUGGAGAGCCCAUCGUUCAAUUGUUUUGCAGGAAAAUAGCGGAGGCACAAGUUUACCAUCUCCUUAUUCUAUUCCUCCUACACUGUUGCCAUCCCUUUUGCCAGCAGACAGUGAAGUAGUUGCUACUGCAGUGUCUCCAGGAAAGACUGGAAAAACUAUUUCUGUACCUUCCUCCCCAGAAAGAGUAUCAGAAGAAUUGCAGUGUAGUGUUCCAAAUGGUGAUUUAAUUGACAAGGGAACAGUUUUGCAUUCCUCAGAAAAUCUAGGUGAAGCAUUGAUGUCUUCGUCUGAAAAGUCCAAUUUUCACAGUUCACCAGCAUAUGAGACCCCCGUCCAUUUUCAGCAAAACAAAAAAGCUAUGAAAAGGUUAAAAUCUGAGGUUUGGCACCAUUUUACUUUAUCACCAACUGACAGCUUAAAAGCAGUUUGCAGAUAUUGUAAUUGCAUGAUCAGCAGAGGUAAAAAGGGGGAUUUAGGAACAAGUUGCUUAAUGAGACAUUUAUAUAGGCGACAUCCAGAAAUAGUUUUGAACCAAAAAAGCUUUGAUGUGAGUCUGGCCAAUUCUCCUUAUGCUACCUUAGCAUCUGCAGAGUGCUCAUCCUCAAAAAUGACUGAACUUACAUCUGUUGCGACUCAUGAUAAUCAAGUUGUUUUUCCUUCAAACAGCAAGAAGACCUCAAAACUGUGGAAUCAUUUUUCAAUUUGUUCUGCAGAUUCGACUAAAGUUGUAUGUAUGCACUGUGGACGCACAAUAAGCAGAGGAAAAAAACCAACCAAUUUAGGCACGAGUUGUCUCCUGCGACACUUGCAGCGAUUUCACAACAAUGUGCUGCAAAACAAUGGUGUUUCAGAAGCCUUACCGACUGCCGAUGUACACCUUCCAGUAAACGCUGGUUUUACUGCCUCCUCUUUUGAUGAAACCAAUGAUAAAUUUAGUGAUUGUCAUCCUGUUGCCAAAAAAAUCACAAGUCUUGUAGCGGAAAUGAUUGCACUUGAUGUUCAACCUUACUCGUUUGUAGAUAAUGUUGGUUUUAAUAGACUUCUUGAAUACCUUCAACCUCAAUAUUCAUUGCCAUCUCCAUCCUACUUUUCGAGGAUUGCAAUUCCAGAUAUGUAUGAAAAUGUGAAACACAUAAUUGUCUCGCACUUAAAAGAAGCAGAGAGUGGUGUAAUUCAUUUUACCGCAGGAAUCUGGAUGAGCAGUCAGACACGAGAAUACUUGACUCUUACUGCUCACUGGGUUACAUUUGAUUCUACUUUCAAGCCUCAAAGUGAAGAUUAUCAUUGUUCAGCACUUCUACACGUUUCCCAAAUUGAUUGUGAUUAUAAUGGCGUCACUGUUUUAAAACAUCUAGAAUACUUGUGGGAGUCCUGGAUAACUGCAUUUGGGCUUCAGAUAGGUAUAACAGUUACAGAUAAUCAUAGCAUAGGAAAAACUUUAAAUGAAAGUGAUCAUUCAAGUGUCGAGUGUUUUGGACACACAGUUGACCUGAUUGUAAAUGAGGCUAUUAAAAGUCAAAGAAUGGUCCAAAAUCUACUGAGCAUAGCGAGGAAAAUUUGUGAACGUGUUCACAGAUCAACAAAGGCAAAGGAAAAACUAGCAGAGUUGCAAAAGGAAUAUGGAUUGCCUCCACAUCAUUUAAUUCAAGAUGUUCCCUCAAAAUGGAAUACAUCAUUUCACAUGUUACAACGGUUAAUUGAGCAGAAAAGCGCUAUUGAUGAGAUGUCAAUUGAGUGCAGUUUCAGAGAGCUGAUAAGUUGUGACCAGUGGGAGGUCAUGCAGUCAGUCUGCCAUGCACUGAAACCCUUUGAGGCAGCCAGUAAAGAAAUGAGCAUGCAUACUGCUACUUUAAGUCAGGUAAUUCCGAUGAUUCACAUUCUUAACCGAAAGAUUGAAAUGCUAUUUGAGGAAACAAUGGGAAUAGAUACCAUGCUUAAAUCUCUUAAGGAAGCUAUGGUUUGCCGCUUAUCCUCAACACUUCACGAUCCUCGAUACAUUUUUGCAACACUUCUGGACCCUCGGUACAAGGCAUCAUUAUUUUCAGAGGAAGAAGCCGAGGAAUAUAAACUAGGAUUAAUCAGGGAACUGGAAUUACUAAAUUCUACCUCAGACGAUGCACCUGUUCUGAAUGGGUGUAACAAACAUUCACCACCUAAACACAAGGAUGACAACAUAUGGUCACUUAUGGCCAAUAUGAAAAGGUCUACAAGUGUAAAACAGAAAUUACCUGAAGAUAUUGUGUUGACUUAUUUAGAAGAGGAGGUGCUUGAGCAUAACUGUGAUCCACUAACUUACUGGAACAUGAAGAAAUCUUCAUGGCCAGUUUUGUCCAAACUGGCAGUCCGAUUUCUUGGUUGUCCACCCAGCGUUAUUCCUUCCGAAAAACUUUUUAACACCUCAAAUGAAAGUGGCAGUUUUAACCAAACUAGGUUAAUGAUGGAACAUUUUGAGCAGCUAAUCUUUUUAAAAGUUAAUCUCCCUUUAAUUUACUUUCAGUAUUGAAAAUUGCCAGGUGAAAAUUCAUGUAGCUUACUGAAUAACUGAAUUUUGUAUGUUUGUUAAAUCGCUCCUAUAGGGGCCAUGUAUGACAUUGAAUAAGUGACUGUAAUUUUCUAUUGCGUUCCAAUUUUUCGCUUUAAAUAUUGUCUACAUGUGCCUUACUCAGUUCUUCAGGCAGCCAGAUCUUGUAUAUUUUUUUUUAUCACUAUAGAAAGUCAGUCUUGUCAUACCUAGGAAAUAGUUUUUGUUUUCAUAUUUGUAAAUACAUAUGUAAAAAGUGAAUCCUUUUUGUUAUAGAAUGGGGAAAAAAAAGAUGUAAACAGUUUUAUUCUGUAGUUUUACUUCAAUUAUGUACAAAAUGAAAAGGUACUGUAUUUUAGUCACAUUGCUUUUGAUAGUGUUUGUACUUGUGUGUUUUAAAUAAAGCUGCAUUUAAAUAUCAGGUUAUUUUUCCAUCGUAGGUGCUCAGUUAUUGUAGUCUGUAAGAGCCAUUUGCAUAAUACAUAAGAUUUAAUUUAAGCAGGUGCUAAGCACUAAUUCGGACUGUCCUGCUGUGCUUUGAUAGUGGUUUCCACAGCCAGCUUCAUCAUCACUUAGUAAUAAAACUAUUGAUCUUUGGCUCCUGCAGUAAAUCAGACUCCCAUAUCAAGUGUGCAAAAAAUGCUGUUUGAAGAAACAAUGGGGGUAAAUACGGGUGUGUUAACUGUAGAACGCAAUUUUCAUUUUAAUUCUUUGUUCACAGAGUUAAGUAUGAAGCUGAGCUUACUGGCUAACUAGUUUCAUGCUGUAAAUAGUGAUUCAUAACAGGCUCAUCCUGUAGCCUCCAGUUGUUUGCAGCACGCAACUAGUUAGGCAACUGAUCUGGCCAACAGCCUAGCUGUGUAUAUAACUUAAGAGCCUCUAGAGUCGCAUUUACAGUGUAGAAGACGUUAAGUGGUCAGUCUACCUGACUGUACAGCUUCAUUCUUUCAAAGACAAGUUUGAAAUUAAAACCUUUUUAUCCAAUAUUUAAUGUACCUCUUAAGAAAGUGAUUGUUCCAUUGUUUGUUUUUUCAGAAAAUUUUCAUUAUAGUGAAUUUGGUUCAUGAAGAUGACAUAAGCCCUAUUGGUCACUCAUUUGUAAUAAAGAAAAAAUGUUUACGAUCUUCAGUCGGAUUGGUCUUGAGUCUAAAGCUAUGUACACACCUAUACAAUCAUCGAGCCAUUCCUUUUGAUUCCUGACCCGUUCAUGCAAUAUUUUAAUAGGGUGAGCACACCUUCGAUCAUGUUUUAUUGGAAGAAAACAGGUUGCAUCUGAAGAUCGACAUUGGACAAAAGUGAAGUGUGUAUGCACUUUCAGCCGUUCUGUUCAGUGCUUCUCCAGCAGCAGCGCUGUCUUUGUGGGCAAUCAUAAUUAAAUCUGUCAUGUGGCUCGCUACGUAGUCUAAUAAAAAUUAAAUAUUUUUGGGCGCAACCACCUUAAAUUAAUCAAUUUAAAUAAAUAUGUUGAUCACAAAAAAUGCUGCUCCCAAGAAGCAGUCUGGAAUACUUCAACCAAUACAAGAUACAAGACAAAAUUGUAAUUUUAUGCUUGCACUCUUUAUACAAUUCAAAAGCUUUUUAAUAACAAGCAUAUCCACAAUAAUUAAAAUUAAUUUGACUAAGAUGCAUAUAAUUAAAAUUGUCAAAACAUAUACAUAUAUAUUUAUAGAAUAAUCCAUAUUGUGCCCACUGCCAGUAAUUAUUGCACAGUGAUCAAUAGCUUAACUUGUUCUAAUAUUGUAAGGAGAGCUUGUCUUAACAGGGCUUAUGCUUAAGUAGUAGCUGCAGUUAUUAUUUUACAGUGGUGCUUACAUUAAAUUUAAUUGGUAGCCAGUUUAGCAUUUGUGAAAUUAGAACAUAGUAUUCUGUGCUGCCAAUCCCCAAGCUAGCACUAUGCUUAACCUCCCCCUGUAUGACCAAUAUCUCACCACAAAUGACUGCCACAGCGUCCUGGUAAUGACUGUCUUCCCCAGCCGCAGACUGAUACGUACUUUUAUUGAUGUUUACAGGUGCAUAUGGCAUUGAGAUUGUGACACUGCAAUAAAUGUAAUGGAGGCGAUUCAAUUGAGUGACGGGAGAUCGGGGGCCGAUAUUCAGCUGUGUAGCAGUGAUCGCGCCCUUCAGUGCUGGGGUUAGGCGUGUGAAACUGCUAAACCAGAAUAAAGUUCUGGCCACCCAAAUGGGAUUGCUUUUUCGCACAUUUCUGCUCGCUACCUCAGGAGGCAGCAAGCAGAAAUGCUGGAGUAAUCAAUUGAAUUCUGCCUAAUAACUUUAUCUACUCCAUAAAAUGUCACUUGUUUUCAAGCAAUGCUAUGUUCAAAUGUAUUUUAGCAGGCUCCUUAUGCAUACACCUUGUAUACUUUAAUUCAGAAACUACAUGUAUUAUCUAGCCCUCUUCAAGCCCAUUAUGCAAAUUGUUUAAGGUGGGUACACACGGAGCGACGUUUACUUAAUUUCUAAGCAAUCAGACUAGAUUGCUUAGAAAUUAAGAUCACAUCGCCCCAUGUGUAGGGGUGCCGGCGACAGGACUGCACAUCGCUAUCGCCAGUGCUAGAUUGUGCCUGCAUGUAGACCAAUCUAGCAGGUUGCUCAUUUCACCGCUGGAUGAAAUGAGCGCCCAUAAGCCCCCCCGCAUCCGUCCGUCCGUCCCCCUCGCUCAGCACAUCGUGCUGUGCUGAGCAGGGGGAGAGAGGUGUGCUGAGCAGCACACCUCUCCCUCCACAUCUCCCGUCUGUACGGCCCUUUAUAUCUGGCCUCAGUCUAGCCUGAAAUCAGUAGUUUGUACAGUGUUACAAUCUUUUUUUCCAAUAUUUAAGACUCGUUUUGGGGAUUGCACGUUAGAUUGUAAAGGUGUGUACACACAAAUCGCCACUUUGAUCCAAACGCAAGUAAAAUAAAAAAUCGCUUUGAAAGUAUGAUUGUACAAGUGUGUACCUAGCUUAAGUAGUCCGUUACAGAAACAGCACAGUUCAUGAACAGCAAAACAGUUGUAACACUGCAUAUAGGGCAUCAAUAUUGUUCUACAUUAAUCAUUUUUAUGUUGAGUAAUUGUAAUGUUCUAUUUAAUAUUAGUGUGUUUUUAAUGAGUCCUUUGUAAAAUGUCUAACGCUGUACCUCUGAUUUUAAAAUGUAGCCCUGCACACAGUGGAAAUUGAUAUUCUCUCGGGCCACUGCUUAUACUCAUCUUGUUAUACUUCUGAUAGUUGCAUUGUCCCAACUGUUAUAAAUUUAAAACCUUCUACAUAUCUGUAACAAAUCAGUGAAAAUGUUCUCUCUAAAUUUCUACUUUCAAAUGUAAAAUUGUCAACCGAUUUGAAUAAAUGGUUGAUUUGAGAAUACUUGCUAUUGGUCCUGUUGGGCAAGCAUUGCAGGGUUUUUCUUUUUCUGCUGUAUAAUAUCUAUUACAAUUCAUUGUAAUUUGUGUUCAAGAUACUGUACUGAAGUCUGACCUAAUUUUUACAUCUAUGUAUUAGUGUAUUUAUAAAUGGUCAACAGAUGUUUCUGAAAUUAAACCAUUAUUUACAUCA